Melopsittacus undulatus (budgerigar) is the source of this 2724-nucleotide messenger RNA. RefSeq names its product UAP56-interacting factor-like. Gene Ontology annotation, molecular function: mRNA binding. NCBI's taxonomy places the organism in Eukaryota, Metazoa, Chordata, Aves, Psittaciformes, Psittaculidae. Gene Ontology annotation, biological process: mRNA export from nucleus. The record is from RefSeq and is a predicted model, not a curated record. The transcript is spliced from 8 exons. Bases 4 to 1383 code for a protein of 459 amino acids. Gene Ontology annotation, cellular component: nuclear speck.
GCCAUGGAGGCGGAGGGGCCGCAGCCGGGGCCGGUGGCGGCGGCGGGGCCGGAGCCGGGCGCCGAGGAGAUCGACAUGUCCCUGGAUGACAUCAUAAAACGCCAUCGAAAAGAGCAGACAGAUGCCAGCGCUGGGGGGCACGAGCGAAGGCCGCAGGUCAAGCCCAGGAACUCAGUGUACGGGUAUGGACGGCCCCGCUUUCGUGCCUGGAUGCAGAGGAAUUUGCAAGGACCUGCCCGGUUUAGAAGAGGGUUUGGACAACAACAGUUCAACCGGAGACAAUUCAGGAAUGCUAUGCCUGGUCCCAAGAGAACAGCAGCUGCUUCAUUGAAUGGAGUGAGCCCUUUAAAUCGUCAGGCAUCGGCUCCAGAGGGUAACACGAAGAAUGAUGCUUUCUCCAAGAGCAGCAGCAGCAGCGUCGUGCAGGCAGAGGGACGGCGACGGCCACCCCCAGGCCCCAGGAGGUUCAGAGGAGCUGCUGCCAGCGCUCAGGCUGCAGGGAGAAGACCUUUCCGGCUGAACAGGGCACCAGCUUUCCAGCAGAAGCGGAUGCAGCAGCGGUUUCUCAAAGCCAAAUUUCAGAGAGGGCAGACGGAGGCUGAUGGCAACAGGAAACUGCCACGGAUGAGAAGGUGGCAAGUGAAACCUAGCCCUGGAGCAGUUCUGACGGUGUCUGUGGCCAAUCCUCAGGCAGGCCAGGCUGGCCCGCCUGGAUCCAAGCGCCCGUUCCUGCGCAGCCGGAGGCCGCCGCCGCGCGCAGCCAAGCCCCAGCCCAAGGGGGUGCUGCUGAGGUUCAACUUCCGUGCCAUGGCCAACCAGGUAGAGGAUGAUCGACGGCACAGGCAGCACCCCGCACCCUGCAGCAGCCCUGCCACUAACCCGGUCACGCCACACUCAGGUCUCUGGGGCUGCCGAUUGGGUUUAUGUAGCAUGACCUGGGAGCAGAGACCCGUGUUGGCUGGGUUGCUCCCUGAACUGAAGGCAUCUGAGAAGACUGUUCAGCAGCUGCAGACUCAGCCCAGUUUCUCCCACUCCGUUGUCCUCUCUUGGCCUGUCCAUGUGCUUGCUCGGAGCGGGGAGAUACUGCUUGUGAGUGGUCCUGGACGGCAGGGACUGUUCCACUGUUGGUGCUCCCAGCUCCUCAGAGACACACAGCACUUGUGGGCUUUGCUGUCUCUUUGCUUUGGUGACCUUCUCAGUGCCAGUUUUGUGCUAAAGUAUGGUCCAAGAGCCCUGGGGCAGGUCAGAGAUCCUGCUCCACCUUCUUCACUGCUUGUUUGGACGUUCCUUGUCUGGAUGGUUUGGUUUUACUUGGUGCCUGGUGCUCAAAUGCUACAUGCUUGCUCCUGUUUUUGCCAAGGAUGGACGGUAUCUUGGGGCUAGGUGCUGCUUGAAGCUGUUUUCCAGCUGCACCCAGUCUGUCAAGCUCCUUGUCUCCAUGUGCUGAGUGGUUUAAUUGACUAACUGGCUGUGAAGCACCGUCCUGACUGAUGGGCUCUAAUCAAUACCCUGCUGCAGAUUUGGCCAUGCUUUGCCACGAGGCACAGGACUGACUCAGUCUCCCUUUCCCCUGCAGACCAGCCUGACGCUGGAUGAGAGGUUCUCUGGUCUGAGGAAUAAGAGGCGCUUUACAGCAGCCAGGAGCGCCGGCCGGACAGUCACCAUGCCCUAGCACCGCUCCUCAGGGACUGCCCUCACAGUCCAGGCCCUGCAAUGGGCAGCUCAAUAAAGCUCAAUAGAUUUAUUUCCUCCAAGAUAGCUACUUUGGCAACGCGCUGUCUCCUUCCUUACACGCUGGGUGAAGAGCGAGUGAGGGCAGGUACAAGGCAGGAUGAGAGCUGGGGCCAGAGCAUAGGAGCAGGGCGAUGCAUGGGGACGAGUGGAGGUGGAUUUGUCCUGCUGCGGAUCCACAAGGCUGGCAUCACCCCUGUCAUCCUGUGCUGCCCUGCAAGAGGGAGCAGGGACCAGCUCCAAGCCGUAGCCAUGGAGCCUUCCCUGCAUUGCUCCAUGGGUGGGAAGGGUUGAGGACAUGGCCUGCCUAUGCUGGGCUCAGAGCAGGGAGCAGAACACGUGUUGCAGCAGUGGCACCGGUGGGAUGCUCAGCUGCCACAUUCGCCAGCAUCCACCUCCUUGCCCAGUUUGUUCCCUAUGCUUGAGGUGUGCUGUGUCCAUCCUGGAAGCAUCCUGCUCUUCCCUGACACUCAGGCCUGAGCACCUUGUGUUUCUCUUUGGUUUGCUGUGCUGUUGUGACCGCUGCUGCUCCCCGGUUGCAGGGAUGGGGUGGGACAUGUGGUGCUGCCAGGGGUACUGUCCUUGACAUGGAGCACACACACAGUUUGUCCCGGCCCGAGACAGGUUUUCCAUAGCUGUGUAUUAGGGAUGUGGUAGGCGCAGCUCUGCCCAUGCUCAGAGCACCAGCACAAUAAAACCAGCAGCUGCAGGGACACAGGGCUGCCAGCACCCCAUAAAUGGGGGCUGAGAUAGCCAAGUCCUGCACCAACCAUGAGUCACAGAUCCAUUCUCCAGCCACUGCUGCAACCCAGCACCAAACACUGGACACAGCCUGGCACUGGGCUCGGAGCUACACUCAUUACAGUAAAUAUUUGAUAGGCUUCUUUACACCGGGCAUCUAACAAACUGGGCUCAACUGGUUUAUAGCAAUGUGUGAGAUGCUGUUAGUGACAACGUGGCCAUGUACGAGUCCAAUGCACUGAAUAAAACACU